UCCGAGCUUCAACAGACUCGCCACUCCCAAACGCUUCCGACAUCUCCGCUUGCUUCCCCGUGCCCACUCAUGGUUGCCACUGCCGCUUCCUCCACGCUGCCGACGACGUCCGGGGAAUACAUUGCCUUCUUCGAUCGUCUGGUGACGUUGCGCCGUCACUUUCACACCCACCCCGAGCUCAGCUUUCGAGAAGUCAACACCCAGCAAACCUUGCGUCGAUUCUUGAUUGACGAAGCUGGCAUCGCUGAACAAGACAUUCACGCGUGUGCUGGCACAGGCCUGGUUGUAAACAUCUUUGGGCCCGUCGACCCGAAAUCGUCCACGUCUCCGCGGUCCAUUUCAUGCGUCGCUUUCCGAGGGGAUAUGGACGCGUUGCCCAUGACAGAAGAGAACCCAUCGUUGGAAUAUAAGUCGAUCACGGCUGGCGCUGCCCACAUGUGCGGUCACGACGGACACAUGACGUCGUUGGCCGGGUUUGCGCAACUGCUGCAACGCCGUCGCGAGCAUCUCCCUGUCAACACAUGCGUGCGCCUGCUCUUCCAGCCUGCGGAAGAAGGCCAUUUCGGGGCCGUGGCGAUGAUCAAGGACGGCUGUUUGGACGGCGUGGACGAAGUGUAUGGGUACCACAACGUCAACUUCCCCGAGGGCGUCGUGGCGGUGAAGGCCGGCGCCGUCAUGUCCCACGGCAACACCUUUCGCAUCACCCUCACAGGGCCAGGUGGACACGGGUCAGCUCCCCACCAGACACUGGACCCGAUUGUGGCGGCUGGUCAUGUUAUCGUGGCGCUGCAGACGAUCACAAGCCGCAACAUUUCAGCCCACGACAGCGCCAUCGUGACAAUUGCCCAAGUCCACGGCGGGGAAGCCGAUAACGUCAUCCCGUCGUCGGUCACCAUGUCGGGCACCACGCGCGACUUUGCCCCAUCCGUUGCUGACGUGAUCAGGACCCGCAUGUCGGCAAUCGUCACGCACACGGCGGCGGCGUUCGGCGUGCAAGGCACGAUUCAGUUUGACGAACGGUACCCGGCGACUGUGAACGCCGUGGACCAAGCCGAGAUUGUGCGCAAGGUGGCGCAGUCUGUGGCCGGGGAGGCUAACGUCACCGCCGACGGCCUGCCGCUCUGUGCAUCGGAAGACUUUUCGUUUUACCUCAAGGAGCGCCCCGGCGCGUUCUUCUUCAUUGGCACCGUGUCGUCCGCCAGUCAGAACCGCACGUUGCACAGCAGCACGUUCGACUUCAACGACACAAUCUUGCCCGUGUCUGUGCGAAUGUUUCUCGAAUUAGCGCAGCACAGAUUGGACUGUCAGCUGUACGACCCAGUAGAAAUGGCGCGCAUCCAUUGCCCGUUGAAAUAGGACACGCUCGGUAUAUGCAAUACAUACUAGUACCUAGUAGGCCUACUGUAUUUCGUACUAGCAUCCAAUGUAAAUACGAAAUGGACGCGAGAUUCGAUUCAAC
Aphanomyces astaci is the source of this 1459-nucleotide messenger RNA. RefSeq lists its product as hypothetical. The record is from RefSeq and is a predicted model, not a curated record. The coding region runs from base 70 to 1356 and encodes 428 amino acids. Gene Ontology annotation, molecular function: hydrolase activity. The transcript has 5 exons. Lineage: Eukaryota; Oomycota; Saprolegniomycetes; Saprolegniales; Verrucalvaceae.